AUGGCGUUGGCUGCAGAGCAGCGGAAGAGGAUACUCAAGGUGUUGAUGAUAUCGCUCCUUUUAGAUCUGAUCUCCUUUACGUUUAUACUGCCACUCUUUCCUUCGUUGCUUAGCUUCUAUCGAACGCAAGACCCUUCUCCCACCUCCCUCCUGAAUCGAAUGUUCCGUCUCCUGAACACCUAUAAGAACUCGUUCGCCAAGCCGAUCGACUCUCGAUAUGAUAUCGUUCUCCUUGGAGGGGCGCUGGGUUCGCUCUUCUCAUUCCUCCAGGCCAUUGCUGCUCCAUUCAUCGGCCGGCUUUCCGAUAAACAUGGACGCAGGACGGCUUUGUUGUGCUCGAUGGUGGGGAACACCCUCAGCGUCGCACUUUGGGUCGCUGCGACGGAUUUCCGCACCUUUCUUGCCAGUCGCGUUGUUGGCGGUCUGAGCGAGGGUAACGUGCAGCUGGCGCACGCAAUUGCGACGGAUAUCAGUGAUGAAAGUCAGCGAGGCUCGACUAUGGCGCUGGUGGGCGCGUGUUUCAGCAUAGCGUUCACCUGCGGACCGGCUCUGGGCGCUGCGCUCUCAAAUAUCACUAUUGUGGCUGCAAAUCCAUUCGCGACAGCUGCAGGCGUCUCGCUCCUGCUGAUCGUCACCGAGACGCUCUACCUGUACCGCUGUCUGCCCGAGACGCACCCCCGUCUCACCAAGUUCACUCAUGCUCCCUUGAAAGAGGGGGAGAAUGUCUCCUCAACUAAGAGAACCAAUGGCCCCGAAUCUACUGGUCAACCAGCUGAUCUAACUCCUCACAAACACACUAACAAUCCAGCUGUGCUGAAUCUACUCCACUUGCUCUUCCUCCUCCCCUUCUCCGGCCUAGAGUUCUCACUCCCGUUUCUCACCGCGACCUUCUACGCAGGAAGCGCCGCAAGCCCAUCGGCUUUGAACGGCCGUCUUCUCUCCAUGAUGGGUCUCAUCGCCUCUCUCCUCCAAGGUACUGUGGUCCGCCGUCUGCCGCCUCUCAUGACCGUCCGAGCCGGCGUGGUAGCCUGUGCUAUCUCCUUUUUCCUCCUUGCGCGUGUCUCCUCGCUUGCCGGUCUCUACACCUCCGGUGCUCUGCUCGCCGUGACAAGUGCCACGGUCGUGACCGGUCUGAACAGUCUGGGCAGCUUUGAGGCGCGGGAAGGAGAGCGUGGGGUCGUCCUGGGCCGCCUGAGAAGCUGGGGCCAGGUUGGGCGUGCCGCGGGCCCGCUGCUGUUCUGCUCGCUCUUCUGGUGGGCCGGGCGCGAGAUCGCCUAUACCACUGGUGGGUUUGCCAUGUUGGCUGUCUGUGUGGCAGUAUUCACAAUGUUGAAGAACCCCUUGCCCGGGAGCAAGAAGCUAUAG
Molecule: messenger RNA, 1365 nt
Organism: Aspergillus clavatus NRRL 1
Lineage: Eukaryota; Fungi; Ascomycota; Eurotiomycetes; Eurotiales; Aspergillaceae
Product: putative tetracycline transporter
Exons: 2
Coding region: 1-1365 (454 amino acids)
Biological process (GO): transmembrane transport
Cellular component (GO): brush border membrane
Molecular function (GO): transmembrane transporter activity
Source: RefSeq, a predicted model, not a curated record